Messenger RNA from Drosophila hydei, 1792 nucleotides. It is a transcript of the gene exu, whose product is annotated as maternal protein exuperantia. The transcript has 5 exons. Bases 168 to 1658 code for a protein of 496 amino acids. The record is from RefSeq and is a predicted model, not a curated record. Lineage: Eukaryota; Metazoa; Arthropoda; Insecta; Diptera; Drosophilidae. Gene Ontology annotation, molecular function: protein homodimerization activity; RNA binding. Gene Ontology annotation, biological process: bicoid mRNA localization.
UUUCGUUUUUGUUAGUCUUACGAAUUGUUUCUUAUUUGUGAAAGCUCGUCGAACGGAAGCAAAUCUCGCUUUUUUACCCUUUUGAAAAAUAAAGGAAAAAGUUCGUAAAAAGCGAAAUAGCCCAUCGAAUUAAGCCCGAACGUAAGUGGAAAAGAUCAUAUACCAAAAUGGUUGCCAUUAGCAUGGAUUCAGUAAUUGAUAUCUCUGCCGCGGAUCAGUCCUCGGCGUCGACGGGCGUCCCUAUUAAGGAGGAGCUAGCAAAUGGCGACUACAUUCUGGUUGCCGUUGACAUCGAUACAACAGGACGCCGUCUCAUCGAUGAGAUUGUCCAAUUGGCAGCUUAUACUCCGACCGAUCAUUUCGAGCAAUACAUUAUGCCGUAUAUGAAUCUAAAUCCUGCUGCGCGUCAGCGUCAUCAGGUUCGCGUAAUUUCGAUUGGAUUUUUUCGUAUGCUGAAGUCGAUGCAGACUUACAAGAUCAUCAAAUCAAAAUCAGAGGUCGCUGCUCUAAAAGACUUCCUUGACUGGCUGGAUCAAUUAAAAUCGAAAAAUCCGAAUUCGGAUGGCAUUGUCCUGCUCUACCAUGAGGAACGCAAGUUCAUUCCAUAUAUGAUCUUGCAAUCGUUGGUCAAGUACGGCAUGCUCGAUCGAUUCACCAAGACAGUAAAGUCUUUUGUAAAUAGCUUCAAUCUGGCCAAGUCCUCAGUUGGCGAUACCAAACACUAUAGCCUACGCAAUCUGUCAAAGAUAUUGAGUAAGGCCAAGGAGGAGAACGCCAAGGGCGUUGGCAACGUCAACGAUAACGAAGCUGAUAGUAAUAGUAGCAGCGCUGAUAAGCAUGUAAAGAAUGGACUCCAACAAAAGGAGCGAGAUGAGUUCGAUGGCAGUGCCAGCGUCCGUGCCAAGCUAACCUUCAAUGUGGCUCUGCAGCUAAGUAAUUUAGACAUCAGCUGCAACAUUGCUGAGCCAGAUUCAUCGGCGGAGGCCUUGGGCAAUCUGUUUAACGCUCUUAAGCCAUUCACAGAGGCAAUUAGCGGUGAUGUUAAGGAGCUGGAUACACAAAAUGUUCAUUUAGAGCGACAAAAUUCGUUUCGUCCCGUCUUCUUGAACUAUUUCAAGACCACGCUCUAUCAUCGUGUGCGUGCCGUCAAAUUUCGUAUUGUGCUGGCAGAGAAUGGUUUUGAUUUGACGACAUUGAAUGACAUUUGGACUGAAAAGCAUGCUGAGGGGCUGGAUGCUGCCCUGCAAGGUAUUGCAAGCCUUAAGGUCGAAGAUAAAAAUGAGCUUGUCGAAUUACUCGAUAGCUUCUUUGAUCCCAAUAAGGUUACCAUUAAACCGAUCAUCAAGCCAAGUACCAUUCGUCGUCGCAAUAAGCGUAACGCGCCCACCCACAAGUCCGGGGGCGGUGGAAAUGGUUCACGUUCGGCCAGCGAUGAAUUUGGUGCCGGCGGGGAUAAGUCGCAGAGCUUAUCAUCUGUACCGGACUCUACUACCAAAACCCCAUCGCCUAUCAAGAACAGCGGACGUCCACAACGCAAACGCAACACGCGUCCCACUCUCAAUACUAAGGAGGGCAAGAAUGCCGAAUCGUCACUAAAUAAUACAGCUCCGGCUAGCAUCUCCUUGCCCAACUAUGUACCCAUUGCGGCAACUAACUAACGGGGGCGCGGCGCAAACAAUUUGAAAAUUUACUUUUCCAGCCACAAACAGAUAACCCAAAUAUGAUGAUAAAAACCACAAAAAUUUGUCAAAGGAAUCUACCAACAUAGAAAAAUAGUAAAAAAAUUAGAAAA